CAUCAUGUCAGGCGUACAGGUCGUGGCUGAAGGCAACCCGCGCAAAGGCGCGAUGGACGUGGAUGAGAGGGACCAGUGCAUUCACGAUAUUGUGAGCUGGUUCCAGCGUAAAGCAAACCUCGAGUCUGCGGCGGAGAAAAACGCUGAUAUUGAGGCGUUGGAGAAGACCCUGGGCAAGGAGAUCCCCGAGGAGUUGCGCAGUUUGCUAAUGACACAGAGCGGCGGAAUCUGGUUUGACGACUACAAGUCGCUGUCCGCAGAUGAUAUCAUCAACAAGGCAGAGACGCUUGCGUCUAUUAAGGGCUGGGAUUCUUCGUUAGUCCCCUUCGCAGUAAACGUGGAUGGCGGAGCGCUUGUUUCGGAUACUGGUUCAAGGAAUGCAGUGUUCGAGUUCAACGAAGACGGUAAAGGCGAUCGGCCACUCGCGCCGUCCCUCCUCGAGUAUCUUGAGAAGUACCGAAACCGCCUUCUGUCUGGAAAAUUUGACUUCGUCGAGGAUGUUGGACUGGUCGAACGCUCGCGAAAGUAAAACUCACGUUCAGGAUGAAUACGAGUUCAUUCGUGCUGCAACCAAACGACUAAACAUUUCGUCUGACCUUGCCAGGUGAUCCAACAAGUUCUAAACCUCUCUAUUCAUGCAAAAUGAUGACAGUUGAUCUAAACUUGUACAUGUUAUGUCGUACUCGUACACCUUAUAUGCAUGCGCUUCAUGCCGCCACUCUUUGCGUCCAUAUCCGCGACGUGUGCGUUUUCUUUUCGCUCAUCGAUGUCUUCAAGAAGUCGAUAGUGACGGCGACGUAAGAAGUAUCCAAACAUCGAUACGAAGAAGGCCAGCACGAGCAUAGUUCCAAUGAGUCCAGCGAUAGAAAUGUCUUCGGCACCGCCAGCCACGGUUUGAUCGGCAAUGGAAAAACUGAGUUUUGCACCAUUCAGUUCAAUCCGUCGAGCAAACGUCCCCAUGGAUCGCAAUGUGCUCGUCUCGUUCCCUAGCUGGUCUUGCAGGUUCUCGACAAUGUCGUUAAGUGACUUCUCCCCGAC
Molecule: messenger RNA, 1038 nt
Organism: Phytophthora infestans T30-4
Lineage: Eukaryota; Oomycota; Peronosporomycetes; Peronosporales; Peronosporaceae
Exons: 6
Coding region: 5-529 (174 amino acids)
Source: RefSeq, a predicted model, not a curated record